AAGAGGAGUCAGAGUCAGACCAUUGCAGUGACGCCCAGACCUUACAACCAAAAGGUCGACCCUUUGGGCCGAAUAGUCGCCAACACUUCCAAUGAGAUCGACGACGACUGCGGACGUGAGGAGUACCGCGACAAGAUGGUUGAGUGCUGUGUUAAGGCGUGCGGUACUCGGGAUCAGCUGAUGAACGCCUCGUUCUUCAUUGUGGCCACAAAUGUCAUGUGUAGGACCGAUAAGAUGGAGUUCCCGCCCCUCGAGAUAGGCAUCUGUCAGUACUCUAUCGCUUCGGGCAUUAAAUUCAGUUAUCAUGAGUUCAUUGACGCCGGAAAAGUGCCCUUAGGAUACAUGCAUUCCGCCAAAGACUGGGCGGAAACGAGUCAUAAGAUCCCUUUGAGUGACUUCUAUCCGGCGACCAAUAACUACGAGAAGUUAGUCGAAGACAUGAAACAAAUCCUCGAAGAGUCGAGAUUUACGAACCAAAUGACGGGAAAACCGACGCCAAUGUUGGUCUUCUGUCGCGAAGACGCCAUCGAACAGAACAGAGGAGUCUUUCAGUGGUUGCAACACAAGUACAAUGAGAUCAACAAAACCAGCUUUGAAUGGGAUCUCGAAGUUCUCGAUUUAGUGCUACUCUUGUACUACAUCUCCAAAUCUGGCGGACACACCAUAUCUAUGGCGGCCGGAGAGGGUAUGUCCUGA
Oppiella nova is the source of this 696-nucleotide messenger RNA. The record is from the annotation of a GenBank genome assembly. Lineage: Eukaryota; Metazoa; Arthropoda; Arachnida; Sarcoptiformes; Oppiidae.